Mastomys coucha (southern multimammate mouse) is the source of this 2523-nucleotide messenger RNA. It is a transcript of the gene Ttyh1, whose product is annotated as tweety family member 1. Bases 137 to 1489 code for a protein of 450 amino acids. The record is from RefSeq and is a predicted model, not a curated record. NCBI's taxonomy places the organism in Eukaryota, Metazoa, Chordata, Mammalia, Rodentia, Muridae. The transcript has 14 exons. Gene Ontology annotation, molecular function: volume-sensitive chloride channel activity; intracellularly calcium-gated chloride channel activity. Gene Ontology annotation, cellular component: plasma membrane; smooth endoplasmic reticulum membrane.
GCCUCCCCCUCCCCAAUCUCCAUCCCCCGCCCUCCGGGCUCCUGCUCCCGGGAGCCCCGCAAACCCCGCUCCGCCCGCGCCCCGCACAGCACCGAGGUUCCCAGCCCGGUCCGCCCCGCUGCCCCUCCCCGGGGCCAUGGGGGCACCCCCGGGCUACCGACCCUCUGCCUGGGUGCAUCUCCUCCACCAGCUGCCCCGCGCCGACUUCCAGCUCCGCCCGGUGCCCAGCGGCUUUGCUCCCCGCGACCAAGAGUACCAGCAGGCCCUGCUGCUGGUGGCAGCCUUGGCUGGGCUUGGUUUAGGCCUGAGCCUCAUCUUCAUUGCUGUCUACCUCAUCCGCUUCUGCUGCUGCAGGCCUCCAGAACCGCAUGGGGCCAAGAGUCCCCCACCCGGAGGAGGCUGUGUCACCUGGAGCUGCAUCGCUGCCCUUCUCGUGGGCUGUGCAGGCAUUGGCAUUGGUUUCUAUGGUAACAGCGAGACCAGCGACGGGGUGUCCCAGCUCAGCUCAGCACUGCUGCACGCCAACCACACACUCAGCACCAUUGAUGAUGUGGUGCUGGAAACGGUAGAGAGGCUGGGUGAGGCAGUGAGGACGGAACUGACUACCCUGGAGGAAGUGCUGUCAGACCGCAUGGAGCUGGUGGCUGCCACUCGGGGAGCCCGAAGGCAAGCUGAAGCUGCAGCUCAGCACCUGCAAGGACUGGCCUUCUGGCAAGGAGUGUCCCUGAGCCCAGUACAGGUGGCUGAAGAUGUGACUUUUGUGGAGGAGUACAGGUGGCUGGCCUAUGUCCUCCUGCUGCUCCUGGUGCUCCUGGUUUGUCUCUUCACUCUCCUGGGCCUGGCAAAGCAGAGCAAAUGGCUGGUGGUUGUGAUGACUGCCAUGAGUCUCCUGGUGCUUGUCCUGAGCUGGGGUUCUAUGGGCCUAGAGGCUGCCACAGCUGUGGGCCUCAGUGACUUCUGCUCCAACCCAGACACCUAUGUGCUGAACCUGACCCAGGAGGAGACAGGGCUCAGCUCAGACAUCCUCAGCUAUUAUUUCCUGUGCAACCAGGCGGUCUCCAACCCCUUCCAACAGAGGCUGACUCUGUCCCAACGUGCUCUAGCCAGCAUCUACUCUCAGCUGCAGGGCCUGGAGCGGGAAGCUAUCCCUCAGUUUUCUGCUGCACAGAAGCCCUUGUUAUCCUUGGAGGAGACGCUGAACGUGACAGAAAGAAGCUUCCACCAGUUGGUGGCGCUGCUGCACUGCCGCAGUCUGCACAAGGACUAUGGCUCAGCACUCCGAGGCCUGUGUGAAGAUGCCCUGGAGGGCUUACUGUUCCUGAUGCUCUUUUCUCUCCUGUCUGCGGGGGCUCUGGCCACCACUCUAUGCAGCCUGCCCCGUGCCUGGGCCCUCUUCCCACCCAGUGAUGACUACGAUGACACAGAUGAUGACGACCCUUUCAACCCUCAGGAAUCCAAACGCUUUGUGCAGUGGCAGUCUUCCAUCUGAGCCUCCCCUCCAGCCUGGAGCCUGCAUCUCCUCUAUGCUCCUUUCCUGGCUGCUGGAGAAGGCCCCACUAACCUGACCUUGACUGGGCUCUGACCACUAACACUGCUGGCUAUGGACACCUCACAUAGGAUGGCAUCCUGCUCUGGGCCUAACAUUCCCCUAUCCCCAUUUCUCCUUAGCACAGGGGAUUGGUGAGGUGGCACAACAGGGACCAGGGAUGGCUAGGAAGGGGGCUGACCUAUACAGCCUGGUGUUCCUCACCUCUAGCUACCAGUCCUGUCCUCAGAGGGAUGAAGCUGGAGGCAGGUACAGGCAUGUCCCUAUUUCCUGCCAUAUCCCAGCGAUCUCAACCUAUGGCACUAACUUGGAAGAGGGCUGAUUUGAAAUAAAAGGGAAGACUUUAUUUUACAAGUAGCUAGGUCCUUCUUAUCACCCCUGUCCCCAGCUACUGGGAGAAGGAAGUCCUGCCUGGGCUAGGGAUCCUCUUCCUCUGGUGGUUGAAAGGCAACUCUCCUCUUGCCCAGGCUCAGCACUGCAUUGCUUCUGAAAGUAACAAGUGAAUCACGACAAGGAGGAAGAAGCAGAUCCUGGAAGAGAAUAAGUCUAGCACUAAAUCUAAACAGGCGAGCAUCCACAGGAACAGUCAAGCUUCCAGUCCCGUGGAAUGUCCAAAGCCUGCUGGGUUUGGGAAUGGUGUGGAAUCUACCUGCUUCCUAGCAGCUCACACCCAGUACAAGAUGCCAGAAAACCAACGCUUGUAUCAGGAUAGGGACAGAAGUCUUCAGAGAGAAAAUAGAAUAUUUGCUUGUAGUGCCACCAGGGUGAUGUGAAGGGGAAAGGUUUAAGAUAUUAUAAAUCCAGACAGGAAAAGAUGAGGCACUCAAUAAGUUAUCAAGUAAAAACAAACAUGGCAGAGUCAAAAGGGAAAUCUAUUGUCUGGGGAACAAUACCUAUGUAGUUCUCGUUUUAAAAAAAAAAAAAAAAAAAGAGCCAGGCAGUGGUGGCGCACACCUUUAAUCCCAGCACUUGGAACA